GUCCUGGCCAGAGACUGGUAGGGGUGACACCAGGUUAGUAGAUGAGCUGAAUGCUGGCCCAGCCCCACCUCUGGGGACCCAGCUGAUGUCAUCAGAGCGAGCCUGGGGAACAAGGCGGGGCUGAGCUGGGAGCAUCUCCUUGCCUCCCGGAUUCAGCUUGGUUAGCUGGAGCCCCUCUAGUUCUGACUUGGAGGAUGCCCUCCCAACAGACCACAGACCACUCUCCUGCCCAGGGCAGCCCAACCCUGAGGGAGAUGGAACCCAAGGACCAGCAGCUCAUGGUGGCGCUUCGGAUCCGCCCACUCAACAGUACAGAACUGGAGGAAGGAGCCACUGUCAUCGCCCACAAAGUGGGGGACCAGGUGGUUGUGCUCAUGGACCCAGGCGAAGACCCGGAGGACACUCUGCGAGCACAUCGGUCUCGGGAGCGGACCUUUAUAUUUGACACCGUGUUCGACCAGCAUGCAUCUCAGGAAACUGUAUACUGUGCCACCAUCCAGCAUUUAGUGGAAGGCGUCAUCUCUGGAUACAACACGACCAUUUUUGCCUAUGGCCCCUCAGGUGCUGGGAAGACUCACACCAUGCUGGGCGUGGAUGCGGAGCCUGGCAUCUACCUGCAGACCCUCACCGACCUCUUCCAGGCCAUCGAGGAGACCCAGGACAACAUGGAGUAUAGUGUGUCUAUGUCUUACCUGGAGAUCUAUAACGAAGUGAUCCGUGACCUCCUAAAUCCAUCCUCUGGGUUUCUGGAGCUGAGAGAAGAUUCUAGAGGCAGCAUCCAGAUCGCAGGCAUCACGGAAGUAUCCACCUCAAAUGCUCAAGAGAUCAUGCAGCUGCUCACCAAAGGCAACCGGCAGCGCACGCAGGAGCCCACAGCUACCAACAAGACCUCAUCCCGCUCCCACGCAGUGCUGCAGGUCACUGUGCACCAGAGAAGCCGAGGCGGAGACCUGGCAGAGGAGGUGCGCCUCGGAAGGCUCUUCAUGGUGGACCUGGCAGGCUCAGAGCGCGCAGCCCAGACCCAGAACCGGGGCAAGAGGAUGAAGGAGGGUGCGCACAUCAACCGCUCACUGCUGGCCCUGGGCAACUGCAUCAACGCACUCAGCGAGAAGGGUGGAAGCCGCGCUCAAUAUGUGAACUUCCGGGACAGCAAGCUCACGCGCCUGCUGAAGGAUGCCCUGGGAGGCAACAGCCGCACAGUGAUGAUCGCCCACAUCAGCCCGGCCAGCACCAGCUUUGAGGAGUCCAGAACCACGCUGCUGUACGCCUACAGGGCGAAGAACAUCAAGACGAGGGUCAAGCGCAACCUGCUGAACGUCUCCUACCGCAUCGCACAGUACACUGAUGUCAUUUCUGACCUGCGCAGGGAAAUUGGGCACCUCAAGUCAAAGAUUGAGAAGCAGGAUAAGGAGAAGAAAAGUGACCCUGGUGUCCUGGAUAUCCAAGUCACAAUCCCCCAUGAUGCAGAGGAGGACAGUCGCCUACAGAUGAACAGGAUCCGGGCACAGCUUAUCGGGGCUUUCAAGGAGCAGAUGGAGAUGCGGCGCAGCCUGGUGGAGCUGGAGAAUACCAACAUUGAGCUGCACAUAGACAUGUCUCGCCACCUACUGACCAUUGCAGACUGGGAGCGGGAGAAGACCCACCAGCACGUGGACGUGGACAGUGGUGAGAGGGACAAGGAGCCUGUGGAUGCUGAUGGAGAGGAAGUCGGGGCUUCUGAGCCCCCGGAGGUAGCUCUGGCCAGAGAGGAGGUGAACUUGCUCUUGGCUGAACAGCAGAAAACAGCAGCCCUCAAGGCUGGGCUAGAGCAGCGCCUGGCCCAUGCUAAGCAGAAGGCCUCACAGAUGGAAAAGCUGCUACCCAGGCAGGUGACCAGUGAGGAACAGCGGGAGGUCCUGCAGCUGCUGUGCAGGGCUCACGAGCUGGAGGUGGAGAACACGGAGCUUCAAGCUGACAACCUAUUCCGCAAGAACUUGCUGUGCCAGAAGGACUUCGUGAUCCAGCGCUAUCACCAGCACCGGCUGCUGUGUGAACAGGUCAUCCAGGGGCAGCGGCAGCUGAUGCAGGACAAUGGCAUCUCAGCCCCGGAGCCUCUGGAGCAGCAGUACCGACUCUACUCCCGGGAGCUGGGCGAGGGCACGUUGGACCGACUGCUGCUGCAGCUCUCAGUGAUGUCCAGCUCACUCCAAGAUGGCCCCAUUAUGAACGUGUCACCCCCACCGACUGAGGAGAGCAGCGGAGAGCCUCUGGGUGACAGAAGAGAUCUCCCGUGGGGUGCCACGUUUGAGCUGCCUCAGAUGCUUCUAGAGAGAGACAGUGAUGGGAACAGGUCCUCAAAAAGCACUCCCUUGCGGAGGCUUGGAAAGCAAGACUCUCUUCUCCCUCCGCCAGCCCUCCGCAUCUUGCUGACACCCCCUAUGCUUGAGAAACCAAAUGCCCCAGGCGCCAAGAGCCUGAUCUCUAGGCUGCAGCCCACGGCUGCCUUGGAGCUGAGGACCCAACAGCCAGCAGGAGAGAUGAGCCCUCUGCUGAGUGCACAGGCCCUCAAGGAGAUGGCCCUGGGUACCAAGAGCAUCGCUCUCAUAGCAGCCAGCCGGCGCUGCAAGGUGUACGACAGGGAGGGCGGCUGUCUGGACUCCAGGGACCCCAGCCCUGCAGACUGGAGGUGGCCUCAUGCCAGCCCCAGCAGGGACCGCUCUCUGGACAGGAAGGCAGGGAGGAAGCGGUCACCCUCGUUCACCUGGAGUCUGCAACAAACGCUAGAGAAACAUCAGCCAUCUGUGGACCAUCCCUCUGAGAGCCAGCUGUCCCCGGCACUCCUCCAGCCACCAAAGCCGGCAGGGAAGGGCCUCUUCCCUGCUGUCCCUGUGGCCUCCAAGACGAAACCCAGCCUCAGUGCUCACACGGAUGAAAACACGCUCCAAGUGCCAGAGGUCAGCUUCACCUUCCCCAGCGCCAUGUGGCAGAGCAACGCAGCAGCCCCAAGCCGGCCUCCCCUCCUGCCCCGUGACAUCCGAGGGUCUACAGACAGCAGAGGCCGGCGACAAAGCCCACUGCCCCCCAACAAUCCCUCCAAGCUCCAGGGUGGCAGUGCCAAGAGGCCAAGGCGUCCGAAGUAGAUGGCAGCAGAAGACAGCCACCUGGAAGACUGAGAGUCCAGUGAACCCCAACACCCGAUGAGAGAUGGAGAAGUCACCUCACAUGGCUGAGGACCUGUCCAAGACUCCAUAUUGGGCCUUUCCUGGGUCAUUACGGUUGCUGAGGAUGCUCCUGGGAUGGCUCCACAUCUCUGGAUUCCGAUGAUUGACAGCCCAUGGCUCACACUCCAGUUGUAGAGGUCCCUGAGGUCUGAGCAGCCUCAGAAAGGGUGGGAGAACGUGUCCCCAUUGCCACUAACCUCUGAACAGUCUGCAAGUGGUCAUCUGGGGAAGCCAGCACUGGGGGAGGCACGAUUGCUCUUUUCCCCGAUAUCCGUCUCCCCCUACAAGCUUCUACAAGCUUCCCAAGCCCCCAGCCAUGCUGAUGAGAGGCGGGAGGAACCAGCCAGACCAGUGAGAAAUGUGUGCUUGGCUUUCACUGGGACCUACAUGGGGAGGACUCAGGGACUUAGUAAUUUGGGUUUAUUUAUUUAUUUAUUUGUUUAUUUAUUUAUUUGACACAGGGUCUCAUGUAGCUCAGGCUGGCCUUGAACUUGCAAUGGAGCUGAGGAUGACCUUAAACUCUUAAUCCUACUACCUUCCUCUCUUAACUUCUGAGAUUAUAGGCACGGGCCACCACACCUGUCAUGUGGUGCUGGGGAUGGAAGUCAGGGCCUGAGGCAUGCUAGGCCAGCACCCUAACACCUGCCACAUUCCCAAGGCCCUUUGUCCCUUCUUUUCCUGUUUCCUCAAGACAGGGUCUCUCUGUGUAGCUCUGGCUGUCCUGAAACUCACUGUAUAGAUCAGGCUGGCCUCGAAUUUACAGAGAUCUGCUUGCCCCUGCCUCCUGAGUGCUGGGAUUAAAGGCGUGCCCUACUACCACCAGGGUUUUUCUUCUUUUUUUUUUUAAACUGAGGGGUGUGGGGAAAGAGGACACAAAAUUGAGUUCUGUGUUCAGCACAACAUUGCCUUGUCUGUUUUUUGUGUUUGAUUUCUGGGAUAGGGGUAUGAGGGGUAAGGACUGGGGGCAGGUAAGGACAAGCUGAACAAGGCACUGAGUAGUUUUCCUCCAUGGCUCCUGCCUCAGCUCCUGCUUGAGUUCCUGCCCUGGCUUCCUUCAGCGACGGACUGACAGUGAGAAGCUGAAAUAAACUGUCUCCUCUCUAA
Molecule: messenger RNA, 4304 nt
Organism: Mus musculus (house mouse)
Lineage: Eukaryota; Metazoa; Chordata; Mammalia; Rodentia; Muridae
Gene: Kif19b
Product: kinesin family member 19B
Exons: 20
Coding region: 195-3119 (974 amino acids)
Biological process (GO): microtubule-based movement
Cellular component (GO): cytoskeleton; cilium
Molecular function (GO): microtubule binding; microtubule motor activity; ATP binding
Source: RefSeq, marked validated